AUGACUUCAGGUAAUGAGCAAACCUCUCCUAAUAGAGAUAGGGAUCUAAAUCAGACAAUAGGUGAAAUGAUGAGAUCUAGAAUUUCUCGUGCAUCCACUUCCGGGAACCCAAUAGAUAACAACGCGUUGAUAGAUCUGCUGCAAGCGGUGACAACUAUAGUCACCAGACAACAAGAUCAAAUUGAUCGUAAUCGGACGAAUGGUCAAAAUGAGGAGCAUCCCAAAUUAAGAAGUGGUAUGGGAGAAUUCAAGAAACUAUCUCCACCCAGUUUUGAGGGAAGAACUGAUCACAUGGUUGCUGAGCAUUGGAUCAUAGAAAUGGAGAAGGUCUUCACAUACAUGAAAUGCCCUGAAGAGGAGAAGGUUGAUUAUGAGUUUCGAAAAUUGGAGCAAGGUGAUAAGACAGUAGCUGAAUAUGAAGAAGAGUUCACCUAUCUAUCAAAAUUUGCCAUUCACUUGUUGGGUAAUGAGGAAGAUAGAGCUCGUCGCUUCGAGGAAGGGCUUCGACUAAACGUUUGGAAGACAGUCAGUGCAUUUGAACUCCCUACAUAUGGAGAAGUGUUAAAGAAAGCCUUGUUAAUUAAGAAAAAUGAAAUUGAUACAAAGCCAAAGAAUAAGACGAGCGGCUCCUACCCAAAGAAGUGGUUCUGGCAGGAUAAUCACGGUGGAAGGAAUAAGAAUUGGAGAAAUAAAAAGCAAAAUUUUGGACGCAGAGAGGAGCAAUUUCCAAACCAGAAAACUUUGAGAUGUGAUGUUUGUCAUAAACUUGGGCAUGAAGUGAAAAAUUGUUGGAGAAAUACUGGAGCUUGUUUGAGAUGUGGUCAGAAGGAUCACAAAAUAGCAAAUUGUCCCCUACAGCAAUCAUCUCGGAAUACCUUCCAGCCUGGCCAGUCCAGUGGUGGGAACAAGCAUCCUCAAGCCAAGGCCCGAGUUUAUUCUCUAACUGAGAAGGAAGCAGAAGCAAACAAAGAUGUGGUAACAGGUACGCUAACUUUUGUGUCGGUUCAUGCUCGAGUACUAUUUGAUUCUAGUGCAUCGCAUUCCUUUAUUGCUGCACAGUUUGUUAAGAGAAACAAAUUACCAUGUGAUACCCUACAACAAGAAUUGCUUGUUAGUACACCUGGAGGUAGCAUAUUAGUAUCAACUCAGGGUUGUAGGGGUAAAAUUUAUAUUCUCGACAAGGAACUCCCCAUAGAAUUAAUGAUGCUAGAAAUGCAUGAUUUCGAUAUCAUAUUGGGGAUGGAUUGGUUAUCCUUAAAUCAUGCUUCUAUUUUAUGUCGAGAAAAGAAAGUAGUAUUCAAAUUUCCUGGCCAACCCGAAUUUUGUUUUGAGGGCGAAAAGUCUUAA
This is a messenger RNA of Asparagus officinalis (garden asparagus), 1347 nucleotides long. RefSeq lists its product as uncharacterized. Gene Ontology annotation, molecular function: nucleic acid binding; zinc ion binding. The coding region runs from base 1 to 1347 and encodes 448 amino acids. Lineage: Eukaryota; Viridiplantae; Streptophyta; Magnoliopsida; Asparagales; Asparagaceae. The record is from RefSeq and is a predicted model, not a curated record. The transcript is spliced from 2 exons.